Messenger RNA from Hansenula ciferrii, 1410 nucleotides. RefSeq names its product mRNA splicing protein MSL5 (gene MSL5). Gene Ontology annotation, biological process: regulation of mRNA splicing, via spliceosome. Gene Ontology annotation, molecular function: mRNA binding; zinc ion binding. The transcript has a single exon. The coding region runs from base 1 to 1410 and encodes 469 amino acids. The record is from RefSeq and is a predicted model, not a curated record. NCBI's taxonomy places the organism in Eukaryota, Fungi, Ascomycota, Saccharomycetes, Phaffomycetales, Wickerhamomycetaceae. Gene Ontology annotation, cellular component: nucleus.
AUGAGUGAGACUUUGAAAAGAGGGAGAUCACCUUCUCCGGUGGCCAAAGGCUCAGAAAGAACUUCAAGAUGGGGCCGUACUAGAAGAGAUAAUGCUAUAAAAGAUGCGGUUAAUCUACCGACUGUGAUCAAUGGAAUAUUAACUCCAGAACAAUUAGAUGCUUACCAAGUAGUUUACAGAAUUGAUGAGAUUACUCAAAAGAUAUCCACUAAUGAUUUAGUCCCACCUCAAAAAUUAUCAAGAUCCCCAUCACCACCACCUCAAUAUGAUGCAAGUGGUAAAAGAACAAAUACAAGAGAAGCUAGAUAUAAAAAAGGUCUUGAAGAUGAAAGACAUCAUUUGAUUGAUAUAGCAGCAAGGUUAGUACCUCAUUACGUUGCUCCAACUGACUAUAGAAGACCGAAAAGUUUGGUACAAAAAUAUUAUAUUCCUGUUAAAGAACAUCCAGAAUUAAAUUUUAUCGGACUUUUAUUAGGUCCAAGAGGUAAUACUUUAAGAAAUUUACAAGAAACUUCAGGUGCCAAAAUUGCUAUUAGAGGUAAAGGUUCUGUUAAAGAAGGUAAGAAUAGAGCUGUUUCUACUCAACAAAACAAUUUAGAAGAUCCAUUACAUUGUUUAAUUACCGCUGAUACAGAAGAAAAAGUUGAAGCAGGUAUUGAAGCAUGUAAAGGUGUUGUUAGUAGAGCAAUUUCUACACCAGAGGGACAAAAUGAUUUGAAACGUGGUCAACUAAGAGAGUUAGCCGCUUUAAAUGGUACUUUAAGAGAAGAUGAAGAUAGACCAUGUCAAUAUUGUGGAUUAAGAGGCCAUAAAAGAUGGGAAUGUCCAAAUCGUACUAAUUAUACUUCACAAGUCGUUUGUCGUAUUUGUGGUAAUACAGGUCAUUUUGCAAGAGAUUGUAAACAAAGAAAUGGAGGAACACCAAAUAAAGGAAGAUUUAAUGUUGAUCAAGAAUUUGAUAAUAUGUUGAAAGAUAUUAAUGUUGAUAAUCAUACUAAUAAUGGUCAAGAUGAACAACCUUGGAAAAAGAGAAAUAUAUCGACUCAAUCACCACUAACUUCCACCAAUACUACAGAUUUACAACCAGGAAUUCCUAAUAGUGCUUCAAGCUCAAUACCCUCAACUAUCAAUUCUGCUACAUCAAUACCCGGGUUACCAAACGUUCCAGGUGUAUCGGCACCACCAGGAUUAAGUGCACCACCAGGUCUAAGUGCACCACCGGGAUUAUCAGCACCACCAGGUCUUGGAGCACCACCACCAGGCCUUGGAGCACCACCACCAGGAUUAGGAGCACCACCAGGAUUAGGGGCACCUCCUGGUUUAUCAGCACCUCCUGGUUUAGGAGCACCUCCAUCAAAUCCAGCUCCACCACCAGGAUUAGAACAGGUUAAAAAAGAAGAACCAAAAUGA